AUGUCUGCGCUACCGUCUCCCGCCUUCCAAUGGCUUCGACAUCUCUCUCGGAUGGAUGAUGCCCUGGCGCAUUUAUUGGCUUUCCCCGGGUCCCACCUCCCUUCUUCUACCGAAUAUGGUCUAGAUUUGCCGCCCCAUGAGGAGCAAGUUGAAUCUCUUCGCACUGCCGACGAUCUUUUCGGUGAACUUUCGAGGGACAGUGCUCCAUAUUCUCUAUCAACCGGCGAAGCAGCGCAUCCCCCAAUCCACGAUCAUUCCCGGCUCUUAGCAAAGUGCAAUGCCAUCCCCACGCACCGGCGUUCCGGGAUGACGGCAGUUGACUUGGGAGAACAUCUUCUCAACCAAGAAUUACAAUCUCGUCUGGUUGACCUUUUAGGCCUAGACGAACUCGAAUUUGUCAUGGACCUGAUGGUUCACCGCACGGAACUUGCCCCUUUCGGUCUUCCUUCUCCUUCCCAAAAGCCCCUAUCUGCGCCAGACUCCGCUCUUCGGCUCCUAACACGCGAGGAGCGUAACCAAGCACUCAGGCAAUCAGAACUAGAGCAUAAAUCUCUCCCUUUGGGCCCUAAGCUUUCCCAACCCGUGGAAAACUAUCCUCAUGUGUAUCGUGCUCAUGAUGCAGGCAACACCUUAAGUUCCUGGGGCAAAAAGUAUUCAUUGCCCGUAGGAUCUCAAACUACUGAUCACAAGGAGUACGAAGAAAUUUCGAUACCCGCAACAAAGGUCGGCACAGUUCGUGCCGGAGAGAAGCUCGUUCAAAUCGAGGAUAUGGACAUCCUGUGUCGUAAUACAUUCCGUAACUACAAGUCCUUAAACCGGAUGCAGUCCCUUGUCUACCCCGUCGCUUAUCAAAAAAAUGAAAACAUGUUGAUAUGUGCACCUACGGGAGCUGGCAAAACCGACGCUGCUCUGCUUACCAUCUUGCAUACCAUUAGUAUGGAUUGUACCCCCUCACCAGGUGUCACUUCAGGUGACGCCCCGAUAUACUGCGAUAAAGACCAAUUCAAGAUCGUUUAUGUUGCUCCCAUGAAGGCCCUGGCCGCCGAGAUAGUGGAGAAACUAGGCAAACGUCUUCGUUGGCUAGGUAUCGAAGUUCGUGAAUUGACAGGCGAUAUGCAUUUGACAAAAGCUGAAAUCGUUCGCACACAAAUUAUCGUCACUACACCAGAAAAAUGGGACGUUGUCACUCGGAAGUCAACAGGGGAUACUGAAUUGAGUCUGGUCGCAAGGACCCAGCGCCAAGUUGAAUCAACCCAAUCAAUGAUCCGGAUUGUUGGGCUAUCAGCCACACUUCCCAACUUCGUUGAUGUUGCGUUGUUUCUGAAAGUAAACCUUAACCAAGGGCUGUUUUAUUUUGACGCCUCAUUUCGCCCAGUUCCCCUCGAACAACACUUCCUGGGUGUAAAAGGAAAACCCGGAACAAAGCUUUCUAACGAGAACCUUGAUAAGACUUCUUUUGAAAAAGUGAAAGAAAUGCUUCAACGCAAUCACCAAGUCAUGGUAUUCGUUCAUUCUCGUAAAGAUACAUUGAAAACUGCUAGACUUUUCUACCAGAUGGCAGUGGAUGAGAUGUGCCUUGAGCUCUUUGACAAUACCGGACAUGAUCAAUAUAAUCAAGCGUGUAAGGAGAUUGCACGAUCCAAAGGAAGAGAAUUACGGGAGCUUUUUAAGAAGGGAUUCGGUAUCCAUCAUGCCGGGAUGCCAAGAUCAGACAGGAACCUCAUGGAGAAGAUGUUUGGGGAUGGUUUGAUUAAGGUUCUCUGCUGCACUGCAACACUUGCAUGGGGUGUUAAUCUGCCUGCGGCAGCGGUCAUAAUAAAAGGUACCCAGGUCUAUAAUGCACAGAAGGGCCAGUUCAUGGAUCUUGGUAUCCUCGAUGUUCUUCAGAUAUUUGGAAGAGCGGGAAGACCUCAAUUCCAGCAGUACGGAAUUGGUUUCAUUUGCACUUCGCAUGACAAACUAGCCCAUUAUCUCUCUGCUGUUACCCAACAGCAUCCUAUCGAAUCAAGAUUUACAGAAAGGAUUGUAGACAAUCUAAAUGCAGAGGUUGCAUUGGGAACCGUCACUUCAAUUGAAGAAGGAAUUCAAUGGCUGGGCUACUCGUACAUGUUCGUCAGGUGGAAGAAAAACCCUUUAGUAUAUGGAAUUGGGUGGCAGGAGCUAUCAGACGAUCCUCACCUCUACUCUCAGCGAAAGCAAUUGAUCGUCAAGGCAGCCCGGCGCCUCCAGCAAACGCAGAUGAUUAUUUUUGACGAGAAAACACAGAGUUUAACCCCAAAGAACAUUGGGCGAAUUGCGAGCGACUUCUACAUCUUGAACAAUAGUGUUGAGAUAUUCAAUAACAUGAUGAAAUCUCAGGCCACAGAAGCUGACAUACUUACCAUGCUCAGCCUUAGCGGAGAAUUUGACAACAUACAGUCGAGAGAUACGGAAAGUCAAGAACUAGAAAACCUCCGUAAAACUGUGUGCCCCUGCCAGGUUGGCGGUGCCAAAGGCAGCCCGCAUGCCAAAGUCAAUAUCCUGCUACAGUCUUACAUAUCCAAAGCCAAUCUAGAUGACUUCGCUUUAGUAUCUGAUUCUGCAUAUGUUGCUCAAAACUCGGCCAGGAUCUGUCGUGCACUCUUUCACAUUGCACUCAACCGACGCUGGGGAAAUUUGUGCCAAAUUCUGCUUUCCAUUUGUAAAUCGAUAGAGAAGAAGAUAUGGUCAUAUCAGCACCCACUCGCACAGUUCAGACUCCCACCUCAUAUUGUUCAAAAGCUUGAAGAGCUGGAAUCAACAGGUUCAAUUGAGGUCCUUCGAGAUAUGGAUCCAGCAGAGGCAAGCUUAAGUACGCAGAUUGGUGAUCUUGUCCAUAACCAAAAGAUGGGACCUCAAAUAUCUUCGCUACUAGCUAUCUUUCCUACUCUUAGUGUAGACACUGAAAUUGCUCCGUUGAAUCGCGACGUUCUACGGAUACAUCUUUAUAUUACUCCAGAUUUUCGAUGGGAUGAUAGGAUACACGGAAACUCGGAGAGCUAUUGGAUUUGGGCUGAAAAUUCCGAAACAUUUGAAAUAUAUCACUCUGAAUUCUUUAUUCUCAACCGCAGGAAGUUACAUGAUGACCAUGAGCUGAAUUUCACUAUUCCAUUGUCGGACCCGCUGCCGCCCCAAAUAUAUAUUAGGGUGGUUUCGGACCGCUGGCUGGGUGCCGAAACAGUAACCCCAAUAUCUUUUCAGCAUCUUAUCAGGCCUGAUACCGAAGCAAUAUAUACACCACUACUCAACCUUCAGCCAUUACCUAUUACCGCUUUGAGGGAUGAACGUCUAGAAACAAUAUACGGCAAGAAAUUUCAAUAUUUCAACCCAAUGCAGACCCAAAUAUUUCAUUGCCUCUACCACACCCCUUCGAACGUAUUACUCGGUUCUCCCACUGGCAGCGGCAAGACUAUCGCUUGUGAGCUAGCGAUGUGGUGGGCAUUCCGUGAAAACCCUGGCUCAAAAGUAGUCUACAUAGCACCAAUGAAAGCGCUUGUCCGCGAGCGCGUUAAAGAUUGGAACGCAAGGUUGACAGCUCCCAUGAGUUUGAAACUUGUGGAACUCACUGGGGACAAUACGCCAGAUACAAGAACCAUUCAUGAUGCUGAUAUAAUCAUCACAACUCCUGAAAAAUGGGAUGGUAUAUCUAGAAGCUGGCAAACAAGAAACUAUGUCCGGCAGGUAUCUCUUGUAAUUAUUGAUGAAAUACAUCUUUUAGGCGGUGACCGAGGCCCAAUUCUCGAGAUUAUUGUUUCAAGAAUGAAUUACAUUGCCUCGCAGACGGAUCGCCCAGUUCGUAUAAUGGGGCUGUCAACUGCCUGUGCAAACGCUUCUGACCUCUCAAAUUGGCUUGGGGUCAAAGAUGGCCUCUAUAACUUCAGACACUCCGUUCGUCCAGUGCCUCUGGAAAUCUAUAUCGACGGCUUCCCGGAACGGCGUGGCUUUUGCCCCUUGAUGCAGUCAAUGAAUAGGCCAGCUUUUCUCGCAAUCAAGACCCACUCACCGAGAAAGCCAGUUAUAAUAUUUGUGGCAUCGCGCAGGCAGACCCGGCUUACAGCCAAAGACAUAAUCGCAUUCUGUGGUCUUGAGGAUAAUCCAAGGCAGUUUCUGCACAUCUCGGAAGAGGAUCUGCGGGGCCUUUUGUCACAGGUAAAAGAUCAAAGUCUAAGGGAAGCGUUACAGUUUGGUAUUGGGCUCCAUCAUGCUGGUCUGAUUGAGAGCGAUAGGCAACUCGUUGAAGAGUUAUUCACCUAUAAUAGAAUACAAGUUCUGGUUGCUACAAGCACACUUGCCUGGGGGGUCAACCUCCCCGCUCAUCUAGUUAUUGUCAAAGGGACACAAUUUUUUGACGCCAAAACUGAAGGAUAUAAGGACAUGGAUUUGACUGAUGUUCUUCAAAUGCUAGGGAGAGCAGGGCGUCCACAGUUUGACACAUCUGGAAUUGCCCGAAUAUUCACACAAGAUGCCAAAAAAUCCUUCUAUAAGUACUUUCUCCAUACGGGCUUUCCAGUAGAGUCCUCACUACACAAGGUAGUUGAUGACCACCUUGGGGCCGAAGUAUCCUCAGGAACAAUUUCGAAAAAACAAGACGCCCUAGAUUACCUCACAUGGACUUUUUUCUUCAGAAGACUACACAAGAACCCAACGUACUACGGGCUUGAAAUCCCUCCAGAGGAGCAGGACUCCUUAUCAGCCAUGGAAGAGGCAAAUCGUUACUUGGUGGAAAUGGUCGACAAUUCUGUGAAAGAGUUGAGUAAAUCUGAAUGUGUAAUAGCAUAUCCAAACGGAGAUCUCGAGUCAACCCCGCUGGGGAAGAUCGCAAGCUAUUACUAUCUUUCCCACAAAACUAUUAGAAAUCUCGUCCGCCACGCAAAGCGGCAAGCCACACUCGAGGAUUGCCUAGGGUGGGUGUGCACCGCUACCGAAUACGAUGAACUUCCGGUUAGGCAUAAUGAGGAUUUGAUUAAUGUAGAGCUCUCAAAAGCCCUCCCCUUCAGGGCAGAGAAACUCGGACUCCCUAUGUGGGACCCUCACAUUAAAGCCUUCCUCUUGGUUCAGGCCUUCAUUUCGCGUAUAGAACUUCCGAUAUCGGAUUACAUUACCGACCAAAACUCCCCGUUUGUCUUUAUGGCUAAUCUUAAACAGGCUUCCAUCGAUGUCCUUGCCGAACUCGGCUACCUCUCAACUACAAGCGCCAUGAUAACCCUAAUGCAAAGCAUAAAACAGGCCCGCUGGCCGGGCGAUGGUGCCCUGUCAUUCCUCCCAGGCAUAGAACCCAGCAUCGAAAAGUCACUUCGCGAAAACGACACCGUCGCACCGCUACUCCCCAAGGAUUUGGCAAGCCUAUCGCAACUGCCAGCCAAAGACCUUCGCAAACUCGCUGACCGGGCAGGAAUCCCGCAGGCCGGGCGACAGUUCCUUCUUGCAGCCUCUUCAAUCCCGCAAAUCUCCAUUUCCGCAACUACCGCUACCACCUCCACCCUUUCCGCCACCCUGACCCGACAGAACGCACCCCAAUCCCGAGACUUCCGCAUCUACGCUCCGAAAUUUCCAAAGCCGCAAACGGAAGGGUGGUUUGUGCUACUGGGUGAUUUUCGGAAGGAUGAAUUGCAUGCUCUCAAGAGAGUUGGAUGGUUGACUCGCGGCGGAGCCGGAGGGGGGAAGCCAAGUGUCAAGUUCUCGCUUGGGUUGCCCGAGGGGUGCGUGCUAGAGGGGCUUGAUGGUACAUUGGUUGUGAUGUCCGAUGGGUAUUUGGGGCUUAUGCAGAGGACGGGGGUUCACUUGCAGACUAAGCAGGUUGUACCUGGGACUUGGAUUGAGAAGGAGGGGGGGGAUGGGUGAGGUCGGGUGGGUGGUGAAUUGGCUUGGUUAAUGCAGUUGAAAAAUGUUAGGCUAUGAUAUAAGUUAGGCUCAUGGAAAUGGUGUUGUGCGAAACAUAUAAGUUUUAUUA
Tuber melanosporum (Perigord truffle) is the source of this 5968-nucleotide messenger RNA. RefSeq lists its product as uncharacterized. The transcript has 19 exons. Gene Ontology annotation, molecular function: nucleic acid binding; ATP hydrolysis activity; ATP binding. The record is from RefSeq and is a predicted model, not a curated record. Bases 1 to 5859 code for a protein of 1952 amino acids. Lineage: Eukaryota; Fungi; Ascomycota; Pezizomycetes; Pezizales; Tuberaceae. Gene Ontology annotation, cellular component: nucleus.